This is a messenger RNA of Annulohypoxylon truncatum, 2635 nucleotides long. Its product is annotated as acetyl-CoA synthetase-like protein. The coding region runs from base 191 to 1936 and encodes 581 amino acids. The transcript has 6 exons. The record is from RefSeq and is a predicted model, not a curated record. NCBI's taxonomy places the organism in Eukaryota, Fungi, Ascomycota, Sordariomycetes, Xylariales, Hypoxylaceae.
CAUCAAUGCAUCUUUCGUACCUCGGAUAUUAUUCCCUUGCAUAUGGGCGCUGAUCGGCCUUCAUCUCAUAGCUACCUAGCUAUUUAGUCCUUGUUUAUUAUUCCUGGUGAUGAAUCCCAAACAUACCCCCUUGAUCUGUCCAUCUAUAUUAUCGGCUCCUCAUUAGAAACAAUUCUAGACAUACUCUAAAAUGUCCGGACCGACAUCACGAUUGAAGAACAUUCUUAGUCACUUGGGCUCUAGAACGCCUAAUUCUGCAGCUAAGUCGCCCGCCGGUUUCGAUCACAGCCAUCACCUUCACCAAUUAUCACCAACAUUUUUCCUCGAGAGAGCUGCCACAAUUGAACCGGACGCUCUAGCGAUACAUCACGUUACGGCCAAUAACAAAGUUUUGAGAAGGCCGUACUGCGAAUUUGCCGAUCGCGCGAGAGGGCUGGCCUAUUACCUCCUAAAACACGGCUUUAAGAGAGUCGGCAUAUUGGCGACUAACACGCCGGCAUUCCUAGAAUCGAUAUUCGGAAUUGUCGCCGCUGGUGGGGUCAUCGUACCCGUGAAUUAUCGCUUAAAACCCGAUGACAUCACAUACAUAUUCGACUUCGCCGAAGUAAACUCCAUCAUCGUUGAUAACGAAUAUUUAUCGUUACUCGAUGGCUUCAAGGAGAGCCAUCCGAAUGUGCCUUUCAUCAUUGACCUAGAUACCGACGCGACUGAAGGCGAGCUUUCUGGGCCAUUCGAUGAAGCGGUCCUUGAAGGCUUAAAAUAUGAUCAAGCGCAAGGGAGCAAGGGAUGGAGCGGUCUACAUUCUCACGGUACUCACGAAGACGACAUGAUUGCCAUUCCAUUCACAUCGGGAACCACGUCGAGACCGAAAGGAUGCAUUUUCACGAAUAGAGGCGCAUACCUUGCAACCCUAGGCAAUGUCAUUGAAUCUGGGCUGAAUUUCGAUCAUGGGAGAUGCAAGUAUCUGUGGAUUUUGCCGAUGUUUCAUGCUGUGGGCUGGAUGUACCCCUGGGCGGUAACUGCCGUGAGGGGCACUCAUUACUGUCUUAGAAAGGUUGACUACCCCUUAAUCUGGAAGCUGCUCAAGGAAGAAAGUAUUACUCACUAUUGUGCGGCGCCCACGGUAAAUACUAUACUCUGUAACUCGAAGGAAGCAGAAAGGUUGCCACAUCGGGUGCGAGUCACCGUAGCAGCAAGCCCGCCGACAGCGCAUCUUUUUGAGCAGAUGACUAAUCUCAAUCUACAUCCCGUACAUGUAUACGGCAUGACUGAGACGUACGGCCCGCUAACCAAGGCUUAUCACAUACCGCAAUGGGACUCGCUUCCCAACUCGGAGAAGUACGCAAUGAUGGCACGUCAGGGACACGGCUUCAUAACGAGUCUUCCGAUCCGUGUGGUCAAGACAGAUCAGCCAGAAGGGGUUCUCGUCGACGUAGCGAAAGACGGCAAAGAGAUUGGCGAGAUCGUCUUCUUCGGCAACAUUUGCACCAAAGGAUAUUACAAGGAUCCUGAGGCUACGAGAAAGCUCUUCGCGGGUGGUGGCCUGCACUCCGGCGACCUGGCCGUUUGGCACCCAGAUGGAAGCGCCCAAGUCCAGGACAGAGCUAAGGACAUCAUUAUCAGCGGAGGAGAGAAUAUAUCCUCUGUCGCGCUCGAGGGUAUGCUAGUGCAGCACCCCGACGUGUUGGAAGCAGGCGUCGUCGCGGUACCAGAUUCUCACUGGGGCGAGAGACCAAAAGCGUAUCUGACCGUCAAAGAAGGAAAGACGUUAGAGCCUCAAGACAUGAUCAAUUGGUGCCGUAACCAGAGUACGAUCAGCAAAUUCAUGAUUCCGAGGGAGGUGGAAAUCGUCAAAGAACUGCCGAAGACGAGCACGGGCAAGAUUCAAAAGAACGUGCUGAGAAAUUGGGCGAAGACGGGGAGGAAAGAAGCUUGAGUUCUGUCGUCGAGAUUGUACUGCCAAUUGUAUGCAUUGGAGUAGAGGUAUUUGGGCGCUAGGGAACAUCUCCGGAAGAGUAGAUCUGUCGAGGGCCAGGGUAUGGUCAUUUUCGGGAUAGAUUUCAGACAGUUGGAUCCUGCGUCUUCGAGGUCGGAAGAAUGGAUAAUGAAUCUAUGACAUAUUAUACCAGGUAUAUUAUCAUAUAAAAUAAAUCAGGGAAACAAAUAGGUCUAUGUUUACUUACAUCAACAGUAAUGACUUCUCUUUCAAUAGGACGACCCGACUCGGAGAAAUCGAUCAACUUACUUGUACCGCACUUCGGACGGAACCUAUGAGAUUUGAGACUGUUGCCGAAGCGAUGAUAAUAAAUUCGUCCUAACCCGACCGGAACUUGACAACGUUCCGUUUCGGAUACAUUAGGGGGUAUCUGCUUCUCGUGCAGAUGAGCAGUUGGAGAGAUUCACUUUACUAUGUAGAGGGGCGAACGACAGGAAUUACACUGUGAAUCGUGUCUGUCCGUAGUGGCAAUUGGCUGUUUUAGGGGCUGCAAAGGAGAGGCAUACUACAGCGAGGUCACACUCUAUAUGCAACGGGUAUAAUAUUAGCAUCGCGUCUUUAAUCCUGCUAAUGAUUAUGAAUUGGGGGCUAUUGUAAUGAGGAGACCUAAUGAAGUAGUGCGAAAAGGCACAUGUGCAG